AAGAAGUUGAAAGUGGAAGCGGCAAUAGGCCCAGUUUUAAGUUUAGCGGCACCAACAUUUGUGCGUCUGAGCUUCUCAGGAUAGUCACCAAUGGCAGCUACGUUAGUUGUAUCAACAUCCGUAACUCCAAAAUUAAGGCCCUUUUCGUUAAUUUCCCACCAAAAUCAAUCUUCUGCACAAAAGUGGCUUUGGCGCAAGAAACAGGGAGGAAAUAUUGAUCGACGUGGUAAUUAUGCAGAUUGUGCUUCACUGAUACGGGGGUUAAGUAGGAAAAAGUUGCCUGUUGCUGCUGAAAGGCUAGUCCUUGAAAUGAAAUCUGAGGGUUUUGUACCUGAUAACUCUACCUUGUCAGCAUUGAUGCUAUGCUAUGCCAGUAAUGGUUUAUUUUGCAAAGCAUUAGCUGCUUGGGAUGAAAUUAUAAACAAUUCAUUUCUGCCGGAUGUUCAUGUAAUUGCAGAACUGAUUGAUAUCUGCGGCUGCAAAGGAUAUUUAGAUGUUGCUGUCAGAAUGUUGCAUCAGACUCAGUUGAAAGAUUCCAACAUGCUUCGUGAUGUUUAUGCUCAGGCUAUCUCUCGUUUUGGAAAGAAAGGGCAGCUUGAAUUGAUGGAAGUUAUGUUGAAAGAGAUGGUUUCCAUGGGGUUCCCUGUUGAUUCUACUACUGGAAAUGCCUAUGUAAUAUACUAUAGCAAUUUUGGCACGCUGAGUGAAAUGGAAGUUGCAUAUGGCCGUCUUAAGAUGUCAAGAAUUCUUAUAGAGGAAGAAGCCAUCAGGUCGAUCUCCUUGGCUUAUCUCAAGAAAGAGAAGUUUUAUAGUUUAGGUCAGUUUGUAAGAGAUGUUGGUCUUUGUAGGAGAAAUGUCGGAAAUCUCCUGUGGAACCUAUUACUUCUUUCUUAUGCUGCCAACUUCAAAAUGAAAAGUUUGCAGAGAGAAUUUGUGAGAAUGGUAGAAAGUGGAUUUUUUCCUGAUCUUAAUACUUUCAAUAUUAGAGCUUUGGCAUUUUCAAAAAUGUCUUUGUUUUGGGAUCUGCAUGUAACCCUUGAACAUAUGAAACAUGAGAAGUUAGUUCCUGAUCUUGCGACUUACGGUUCUGUUGUUGAUGCAUACUUGGAUAGAGAUCUGGGAAGAAAUUUGGAUUUUGCUUUACGGAAAUUGAAUAAAAAUGGUUGUGUUACAGUAGCAACAGAACCGCUUGUAUUUGAGGCCAUGGGGAAAGGGGAUUUCCACUUAAGCUCAGAGGCAUGUUUAGAGUUCAGUAAGAAAAAGAAUUGGACGUAUGAGGAGCUUAUCACCACCUAUCUCAAGAAAUACUUCCGCCGUAAUCAAAUCUUUUGGAACUAUUGAUGAUGAAUAGCAUCUGUGCUGGAAGUUCUGUGCAAUUGCAUUGUGGGCAGUUAUUUGAACAAUUCUUCAGAUACGCUGUUAAAAGUGGUUUAUCGGUCCUGACUGCACCCAUCCAUUCACUGAUGAUAUAACUAGGAGCUGUAUUUAUGGCUAUCCAUUCAGUAAGCUCACCUGAGUGGCACAAUUUAGUGGAUAGGUUAACAGACGCUAACAACAAAUUAAAAAAACUGAAGAUUAGUAACCUGAAAGAAGACAAACUCCUGCAGAUAAAUGAAACCCCAGGAGGAUCUUCAGCAGCAGUUUUCUCUGAGUGGAACAACUUUAUGUCUCCAAAGACUCCCAGAAAACUAUCACUUUUCUUAAAGUUUUAUAUUUAUCCACACACACACACUCAAAAUUUGCCUUGAUGUGGCGAGGGUUAGGUGGACUUACACCUGAGUAUUAGUAUCUAAAAGAGUGAAGAUUGAAGAGAGAGAUUAGACUCAACAGAUUAAUGAGUGGGCCUAGAGUAAUGUUAGUGGCUCAAUGGGCUGAAUUGACAGAAACCCAGAGCAGCUUUAUGGCUGAGCUGAGAAAGAGAAGUGCACAAUGGUAGGACAUGAAAAGAGAAAAUUAUUGUGCAAAUGGGCUCACGAGAGUUUGGCUCUAAUAUCAUGUGAAAGAAUAUGAGCAUCUAACCCAAAACCUUAAGGCAAUGGGUGGUCCAGUACUUUAUAAAUCUCUUUGGAAGCCCGUAUACAACCUAUGAGGGACAAAUGUAUUCUCUAACGGACUCCUAACAAAAAUCAUACUUAAAGCAAACAUACCAACAUGUCUAAGACUUAAUCCCUAUUAAUUUGUAUUGCUUAUAUAAUUUUUUUUCUUUCAUUGUUUUUGUGCUAUUUUUUCCCCAGACCCCACGAUGUGGGAUUUCACUGGGUUGUUGUUGUUGUGCUAUUUUUCAAUAAGUUUGCAUCCUGACAAGAAAAUUGAUCUAGAACCUAACUCAAGCCUAAAAGCUAGCUCAUGAGGUGAAAAUUGUCCAAAAUCAUGUAAGGAGACCAAAUACCCAUCCAACAAUUGAUGUGGGAACUCAACACCCUCUACACUAGGACUACACAUGUGGAGCAUGGAUAGUAUGAGAUGGGGGGCUUUACAUCUGAUAAACCAAGAGAAUUGGGAUGGGCCUAACUCUAAUACCAUGAUAAGAAAAAUGAACUUUGGGCCUAACUCAAUAUCAAAAGCUAGCUCAUGAGGUAAGAAUUGUCGAAAACCAUAUAAGAGAUCAAAUUCUAUUCAGCUUGUUCAGGGUACAGUGUCCUCUUUGAUUUUGACAACCAGUAAAGAUAAGAAGUUCUCUGUUAAAAGUUGUUAUAAGGGAAACAUUUCAUUUGGAUAAUACUUGCCUUGGAAGAUGUUUUGGAAGACCAAAGCUCUAGUUAAGGUGGCAUGUAUGGAAUGGAUUGCAACCUUGGGUGCAUAUCUACUCAAAAUAAUUUAGAGAGGAGGGGCUUUAUUUUGUGUAACAGAUGCUAUUUAUGUGAAUUGUGGGAUUUCACUGGGUUGUUGUUGUUGUUGUUGUAUGCUAUUUAUGUGAAGAAGAACAGUAAACAGUUGAA
Solanum dulcamara is the source of this 2939-nucleotide messenger RNA. Its product is annotated as pentatricopeptide repeat-containing protein At3g42630. The coding region runs from base 91 to 1341 and encodes 416 amino acids. Gene Ontology annotation, molecular function: protein binding. NCBI's taxonomy places the organism in Eukaryota, Viridiplantae, Streptophyta, Magnoliopsida, Solanales, Solanaceae. The record is from RefSeq and is a predicted model, not a curated record. The transcript is spliced from 4 exons.